Lycium barbarum (goji berry) is the source of this 345-nucleotide messenger RNA. RefSeq names its product B-box domain protein 30-like. NCBI's taxonomy places the organism in Eukaryota, Viridiplantae, Streptophyta, Magnoliopsida, Solanales, Solanaceae. The record is from RefSeq and is a predicted model, not a curated record. Gene Ontology annotation, molecular function: zinc ion binding. The transcript has a single exon. The coding region runs from base 1 to 345 and encodes 114 amino acids.
AUGUGUAAAGGAAGAAAAGAAGGUGAAGAGGAUACUACACCAAUACCAUUUUGCAAAGGGCCGUUAAAAGAUGGAGAAUCCAUAAAUGAAUCUAUAAUUUCUUGUGAGCUGUGUAAUUCAGAGGCCUCUGUUUAUUGUCAAGCUGAUGAUGCUUUUCUUUGCCGGAAAUGCGAUAAAUGGGUUCAUGGGGCUAAUUUCUUAGCUCAGAGACAUAUAAGGUGCCUUCUUUGCGGCGUUUGCAAGAGAUUAACUCGCCGGUUUCUGAUCGGAACUUCGUCGGAGGUGAAUUUGGAACAGAGAAGCAGAAGGAAAACUACACCGAAAGAGUCUUUCUUGUUUCUCUGA